UAUUAUUAGUGUGAUUGCCAUUCGGCGUUCGCAGAAUGUUCAUCUCACGCUGUCCGGAAGCUAUUUUACAAGGAUGUCUCUGCCGUACAAAUACGACUUGGCGCAUGCUACCCUCAGUCACACAUAUAGGGCAUCGAUCGUAUAGUUCGUGCUCCACCUUUGAGCUGAACCAGGAUGACUUCAGAGACAUUCAGCUUGCAAGCAGGUCCACAGCUCCUCGGCUACUUCCUCAACUGGGCUCUACUCGGAGUAUUGCUUACACAAGUCUAUCUGUACUAUUUGUGGUUUCCCCAGGACAGAAAGGUUAUGAAAUGUUUGGUCUAUGGCUUGGCAAUCUUCGAGACUGUCCAGACAUCUCUCACAACUGCUGCGGCAUUCGAUCAGUACAUUUAUUCCGACGGGGAUACCUCACGGGUUGAUACAUAUCCCUUUACCUGGUUUUCUGUGCCUAUUAUGGCGGCAAUCACUGCCGCAGUAGUGCAAAUUUUCUACGCGUGGCGAAUAUUCAUGCUGACCCAUUCAUCGCGUUCAUUGAACUACAUUGUACCUGUGGUAGUAGCGAUUCUUGCUUUGUUUCAGUUGGGAGCAGGUACUGCAGGUGGAGUCAAAAUGGGUCAAGCUGGUACUGGCGCGGACUUAGGGCCAGCAGAUGCAUCUUUGAUCACCUGGCUUGUCGGCGCCGCUGUCAAUGAUGUAGUUAUUGCAGUGGCAAUGACGAUCCUCCUACUUAGAGCUAAGACAGGGGUAGCCAGAACGGAUGCCGUCCUUAGUGGAAUCAUACGCCUUUCCGUCGAGACAGGCAGUCUCACAGCCACUUUGGCCAUUGUUGGCACUAUUUUGGUCAGCUUGCCUUCGCUCAAGCGAACGUUGCUGUAUGAAGGGCCCGCGCCUGUAAUCACCAAACUCUAUGCAAAUUCACUUUUGGUGAACUUGAAUAAUCGCGCAUUCAUACGGAAGGACGUCAUGCCAUCUGUUGUGGAAUCAAUUCGCAUCGCUCGCCUAGAUGCCGGACACAGUGCCACCGUUGAUUGGGACACGGAAAAUUCAACGAGAACCGAUCACGGGUCAAACGUGCGCCGUCAAGGAAGGAGAACAACCGAAGACACGGAACUGAAGCUUGAGGAAUUCAAAGCCGCAACAGGAGGUAGCAUGACAUUUCAGACGCGCUCACAAGUGUCUGAUGUCUGAAAUUGGGCGAGACACGCGACGUUGCCCUUGUCGCUAUUGUUGAGGUUACAUGCCGAAGUAGAACAAUCCGCAUUGGUCCUCGGGACA
Molecule: messenger RNA, 1275 nt
Organism: Laetiporus sulphureus 93-53
Lineage: Eukaryota; Fungi; Basidiomycota; Agaricomycetes; Polyporales; Laetiporaceae
Exons: 15
Coding region: 175-1188 (337 amino acids)
Source: RefSeq, a predicted model, not a curated record